GACUGAACACAGAAACUCACCAUGGAGUCUGGGCUGAGCUGGGUUUUUCUUGUUGCUCUGUUACAAGGUGUCCAGUGUGAGGUGCAGCUGGUGGAGUCUGGGGGAGGCUUGGUCCAGCCUGGGGGGUCCCUGACACUCUCCUGUGCAGUGUCUGGAUUCACCGUCAGCAGCUAUGACAUGAGCUGGAUCCGCCAGGCUCCAGGGAAGGGGCUGGAGUGGGUCUCAUACAUCUAUAGUAGUAGUAGCACAUACUACGCAGAUGCCGUGAAGGGCAGAUUCACCAUCUCCAGAGACAACAGCAAGAACAUGCUGUCUCUGCAAAUGAACAGUCUGAGAACCGAGGACACGGCCGUGUACUACUGUGCGAGAGACACAGUAGGGGACAUCAGUGUCCAGUGUGAGGUGCAGCUGGUGGAGUCUGGGGGAGGCUUGGUCCAGCCUGGGGGGUCCCUGAGACUCUCCUGUGCAGCCUCCGGAUUCACUUUUGAUGACUAUGCCAUGCACUGGGUCCGCCAGGCUCCAGGGAAAGGGCUGGAUUGGGUCUCUGUUAUUAACUGGAAUGGUGAUUACAUAAACUACGCGGACGCCGUGAAGGGCCGAUUCACCAUCUCCAGAGACAACAGCAAGAACUCGCUGUAUCUGCAAAUGAACAGUCUGAGAGCCGAGGACACGGCCGUGUACUACUGUGCGAGAGACACAGUGAGGGGACCUCAGUAUCUGCACCCGCACCUGCCCCACGUGGAGGAGGAAAUCCACCCACUGUCGCUGCAGCCAGCUGCCAUGGAGCUGAGUGCCCAUCAGUGCAGGAAAGGCGAGAACACUCGAGUGUGGGACUGA
Molecule: messenger RNA, 837 nt
Organism: Propithecus coquereli (Coquerel's sifaka)
Lineage: Eukaryota; Metazoa; Chordata; Mammalia; Primates; Indriidae
Exons: 5
Coding region: 22-837 (271 amino acids)
Biological process (GO): innate immune response; positive regulation of B cell activation; phagocytosis, engulfment
Cellular component (GO): immunoglobulin complex, circulating; external side of plasma membrane; blood microparticle
Molecular function (GO): antigen binding; immunoglobulin receptor binding
Source: RefSeq, a predicted model, not a curated record